Molecule: messenger RNA, 873 nt
Organism: Sorghum bicolor (sorghum)
Lineage: Eukaryota; Viridiplantae; Streptophyta; Magnoliopsida; Poales; Poaceae
Product: putidaredoxin
Exons: 1
Coding region: 140-619 (159 amino acids)
Biological process (GO): P450-containing electron transport chain
Cellular component (GO): mitochondrion
Molecular function (GO): 2 iron, 2 sulfur cluster binding
Source: RefSeq, a predicted model, not a curated record
CCCAGCACCCCUCAGUCCCUCAGCGACUCUGGGCUCUGGCCUAGCCUCCACUCCUCCCAGUCCCCAGGUCCUCAUCGACCUCGUCUCUCUCUCGGUCUCCCCAGAUCUCCCACCGGAACCCUACCCGAGCACACCAGCCAUGGCGAUCGCGGCGCGCGCCCUGCGCCGCCUCCCGCUCCACCUCUCCCCCUCGAUCUCCCGCUCCUUCUGCGCAGUUUCCCCGGCCGCCGCCCCAGCCCCCGCCGCGGCGUCCGCCAAGGUCGCCGACCGCAUCGUGCGCGUCCUCGCCAUCGAUCCCGACGGGGCGCGCCGUGAGGUGGUCGGCCUCACGGGGCAGACACUCCUCCGCGCGCUGGCCAACGCGGGGCUCAUCGAGCCGGCCUCCCACCGCCUCGAGGAGAUCGACGCGUGCUCCGCCGAGUGCGAGGUCCACAUCGCGCAGGAGUGGCUCGACAAGCUGCCGCCACCGUCCUACGAGGAGCGGUACGUGCUCACGCGCGCGUCCAGGAACCGCGAGCUCAACAAGCACGCGCGCCUGGGCUGCCAGGUCGUCCUCGCGCCGGAGCUGCAGGGGAUGGUCGUCGCUGUCCCCGAGCCUAAGCCGUGGGACAUCCCGUAAUGGCCUGCCGCGACGAAAGGCAAGGCACAUACGUGCGGCUUUUGACGCUGUGAGCCUUCCUUCAUUCCCCUGGCUCGGUCAAGCUGUGCCAUCCCCUUUUAUGUUACGGAUUUGAUCAAGAAUAAUGAUUGAUGAGCAAAACCUUGGCAUUAGUUAACUUUUGUUCCUUUGAAUGUGGAGUAUAUGAAUGCUGUAAUGUGGAAUCCCUUUGCAAUUACCGCAGUUUAAUGUUUCAUGGUUUGAAGUUUUGUACA